AGCAGCUGUUACAGCUCAUCUCUUGUAAUUUUGCUACACAAAAAUAAACUUCCCCCACCACUUUCUCUAUAAAUAAUCCCUUCCUAAUUUCUCACACAUCUCUCUCUAUUGUCUCCUAUCUCUUGCCACUUACUACAUUCAAUCAAAUCUUUAAUUUCCCAGAAAAAAAAUCAAAACUUUAGAAACACCCAGUUCCUUAAUUGUCUCUCAUAUACUAUAAAUCUAUCAAAAAAAUUAUUAAUACUGUGAUUUUCAUCAAUUUGAUAAGUGGGUCUUAAUUAAUUAUUAUGGUGGUUGAAGAUAUGACUAUGAAAAUGAUGAAAUUAAUGGAGGAAAAAAGAGAGAUUAUGGAGGAAAAUGAUGAAGAAGAGAAGACAAAGGCUUUAUUUGAAGGUUUUCCAGAACCUACAAAACUCGUUGUUGGUUAUGCUCUUACGUCUAAGAAAACUAAGAGUUUUCUACAACCCAAGUUUCAAGGUCUUGCUAGGCUAAAGGGAAUAAAAUUUGUUGCAAUUGAUCUGGACAAACCUCUAUCGGAACAAGGUCCAUUUGACAUUGUAUUGCACAAGUUAAUUGGAAAGGACUGGCAGCAGGUUCUUGAGGAUUAUCGGCUAACACAUCCUGAAGUUACUGUCCUGGAUCCACCAGAUGCCAUAAAACAUUUACACAAUCGGCAGUCGAUGCUGCAGGUUGUUUCUGACUUAAACCUAUCCGACACUUACGGAAAUGUCAAUGUUCCCCAACAACUGGUUAUCAAAAAGGAUGCGUCAUCCAUACCUCUAAAAGUUGCCAAGGCAAGGUUGAACCUUCCUCUUGUUGCAAAGCCCUUAAUUGCUGAUGGGAGUGCAAAAUCACAUGAGCUGUCACUUGCAUAUGAUCAGUAUUCUCUUCAGAAACUCGAGCCACCACUCAUAUUACAGGAGUUUGUAAAUCAUGGUGGCGUGUUAUUCAAAGUCUUCAUUGUUGGAGAAGCUAUAAAAGUUGUGAAGCGAUUCUCAUUGCCUAAUGUUAGUAAACGUCAACUGUCAAGAACCAGUGGUGUAUACCGUUUUCCAAGAGUGUCUUGUGCUGUAGCAUCAGCAGAUGAUGCAGAUUUGGAUCCUAAUAUUGCUGAGCUCCCUCCUCGACCUUUACUCGAGAAACUUGCCAGAGAACUUCGUCGUCGACUGGGUCUUCAGCUUUUCAAUCUAGACAUGAUACGCGAAUAUGGGUCCCAAGAUAAUUAUUAUGUUAUUGAUAUCAACUACUUUCCUGGUUACGGUAAGAUGCCAGAAUACGAGCAUAUAUUCACAGACUUCCUACUGGGCCUGGUAAAGAGGAACAAGUACAAUAAUCAUCUAACAACUGGACGAUAAAGUAACUGAAACUGCGGAAUAAUCAAAGACUGUCGAAAAUAUGAUAAGUUUGUCUUCAGAGAAACCUCCUUUAAAACAGGAAGAUCGAAGAUCGCCGUGUUGCUGUAGCAAGUAUUCACAAAAAACUGCUUGCAUAAAAUGGGGGGAUAUGUACAGCCAGCUAAUGUAUGAUCCUUUGACAUUGAAGGCGGAUAACCACUCACUAGUUUGCUUUCUGGCUCAAAUCGCUUGUAAUUACAGAUUGCUCUAACUGCAAGCCGAACCAAGCUCUAUAUUAGUACACCAGCUUAUCGAAUAAUGGUGAACAGCCAUGAUCGCCUGUAUUCGUUAAUAAUUCUUUAAUUUCACCGACUUGUCUACUAAGUUUUAACUGAGUUCCUUGCCAUGUAAAAACGCGACCCUUGUAUAAAGUUUUGCUUCGCCAAUGGUGAUGGAAUAAAAAGUGAAUCUCUUUGGUUGCUGAAUGAA
Molecule: messenger RNA, 1823 nt
Organism: Beta vulgaris subsp. vulgaris (sugar beet)
Lineage: Eukaryota; Viridiplantae; Streptophyta; Magnoliopsida; Caryophyllales; Amaranthaceae
Product: inositol-tetrakisphosphate 1-kinase 3
Exons: 10
Coding region: 288-1355 (355 amino acids)
Biological process (GO): inositol trisphosphate metabolic process
Cellular component (GO): cytoplasm
Molecular function (GO): ATP binding; inositol-3,4,5,6-tetrakisphosphate 1-kinase activity; inositol-1,3,4-trisphosphate 6-kinase activity
Source: RefSeq, a predicted model, not a curated record